Molecule: messenger RNA, 2744 nt
Organism: Toxotes jaculatrix (banded archerfish)
Lineage: Eukaryota; Metazoa; Chordata; Actinopteri; Toxotidae
Gene: elovl5
Product: ELOVL fatty acid elongase 5
Exons: 8
Coding region: 167-1051 (294 amino acids)
Biological process (GO): sphingolipid biosynthetic process; fatty acid elongation, polyunsaturated fatty acid; fatty acid elongation, monounsaturated fatty acid
Cellular component (GO): endoplasmic reticulum; endoplasmic reticulum membrane
Molecular function (GO): fatty acid elongase activity
Source: RefSeq, a predicted model, not a curated record
GCUGCACAUUGUGCUCAGACCGGGCCAGUCAAGCCAAGGUUACACAGCCGUUCUCUCUCUCUCUCUGUCUCUCCGCCUCUAAAGGUAGACAGUCCACCGCACACAGCUGCAGCUCUCCAUCCGCACUCAGCUCUAUCGCACGGCUGUUGGGACUUUAUGGUGAUAAAUGGAGACCUUCAAUCAUAAACUGAACACUUACAUAGACUCAUGGAUGGGUCCCAGAGAUCAGCGGGUGCGGGGAUGGCUGCUGCUGGACAACUACCCACCAACCUUUGCACUCACAGUCAUGUACCUUCUGAUCGUGUGGAUGGGGCCCAAGUACAUGAAACACAGACAGCCCUUCUCCUGCAGAGGCCUCCUGGUGGUCUACAAUCUGGGCCUCACGCUCUUGUCUUUGUACAUGUUCUAUGAGCUUGUCACUGCUGUGUGGUACGGUAGCUACAACUUCUACUGCCAGAACAUGCACAGCGCACCGGAAAUGGAUAAUAAGAUCAUAAAUGUCCUGUGGUGGUACUACUUCUCCAAGCUCAUUGAGUUCAUGGACACAUUUUUCUUCAUACUACGAAAGAAUAAUCAUCAGAUCACAUUUCUUCACAUCUACCACCAUGCUAGCAUGCUGAAUAUCUGGUGGUUUGUUAUGAACUGGAUACCCUGCGGCCAUUCAUUCUUUGGUGCGACCCUAAACAGCUUUGUCCAUGUCAUGAUGUAUUCUUACUACGGCCUCUCAGCCAUCCCAGCCAUGCGGCCAUACCUUUGGUGGAAGAGAUACAUCACGCAGUUACAGCUGAUCCAGUUCUUUUUAACCGUGACCCACACAAUGUUUGCAGUCAUAUGGCCAUGUGGGUUCCCUAUGGGAUGGCUGUACUUCCAAAUAAGUUACAUGGUCACGCUUAUUAUCCUUUUCACAAACUUCUACAUUCAGACGUACAAGAAGCACAGUGGUUCUCUAAAGAAGGAGCACCAGAAUGGCUCUCCUCUAUCAACAAAUGGACAUGCGAAUGGGACGCCAUCUAUGGAGCGCACUGCACACAAGAAACUGAGGGUGGAUUGACAUUUGAGAAACCGUCACCCAGUUCUCACUGUAGCGUGUUAGCUAAUGCUGCUAGGAGGUACAUGUACCCUCUUAUCUAGAAUAGUCUAGCAUUCACUUGAGAUGAAAUAAGCCAUAGCCACAUGUAUCCAGAGACUUUCCAUGUUUUUUGCACACACUGCUACUCAUGGUAUUGAGUUAAUAAAUUAAUAUAGUUAAAGGAGAAAAGCAUUGUAGUAUGGUUGAUGCUGCACAAUAUUUCCUCCCCCGCCCUCUAGAGGAAAUUCAUUCCAAAGCAAAAAUCUCUUUCUUGCUACCAGCAAACAAACAUAUUUUGACUUAUUCAAUUAUGCUUUGCACACAGCAGGUCCAAAGAUGGCAGCUGAAGGUUUCAUGACACUCAGUUAAGUCAACAUAAGGGACAAUUAAAGCAACACAGUACUUACUAUGUUCUUUAAUGUGUAACUAGAGCACGCAUCUUGUGUCUUGCCCUAUCUAACUCCAGCCUGUGCUGUUACGUAAUCCUAAAUUUUGCCCUGUGUAAUAGUAUAAUUCAUUUUUAUUGGCAGGUAGUAACAGCAGAAGUUGUAUUUUGCUGUAUAUUUGCAGCACAGGGUCUCCCAUUUGGUAUAUUUAGUCAUCUAGCCAAAGCAUAACCAAAGCAUAUUGUACUUCAUAUGCAAGGAUUUUUUUCAAGACAGUUUAAGACAAAAUCUUAGAAGGCAGUGGUUGUGUUUAAUUAGCUCAAUUUAACUUGAGUCCUCCUUAACAUCCCCUAUAUUACAAAAAUCAUACUGUUAUAUCAACUACUCAUCCAGUAAAUGCAAUUAGAACUUGAAUUCACUGAUAAUAAACGAGGCAAUGUCCAUUAGGUAAGCCAAUGUAAUCAUACUGUGUAAUUCAGCACUAAAUACUCAAAUAUGUUAUAUUCAGAUACAUUUUGCUGUAUAGCUGAUAAUGAAACCUUGCUACUGAUCAUGUAAACAGCAGUUAAAAAAAAAACAAUCUCACCACAAAGUCCAUUUAGUUGAUACUCUGGAGGCUCAUAUGCUCUCUGUUUGACACAUUAUCAUCGUCAGCACAUGGAUUUUGCCCAUGUGUCAUGAAAAGUCCUUGACAUGUUCAGAAAAAUGGGAACGUAAAACCCAUCCACUGAGAAAAGUCAUGUGAUAAGCUCCAGAACAACUGCUUAAUGGACCUCGUAGUGGAACUGUUUUUAUCAAAUACUGUUUUACAAUAGUUUUUUUGUUUGUUUUUUGAGUCUAUUCAUAAAUAGGGUGCCUUCUGGACCGGAUGAUUUGGUUUCUAAUGUAGCAUUAUUCAUCUUUUCACUAUGCUAUCACCAGACUCAUAUUGGUCCAUUUAAGACUAAUAUGGGUCAAACGUCAUGUUCAAAUCCUGUGCCUGACUCUUUAUUUUUCUUUUUUUGUCAAAUUAUCAAAUGUCCUAAAUUAUCAUUCAUAACAACUGACGGGCACAUAUUAAACACAAUGCUGAUGUUUAUCUUAGGUUAAAGGGGACAGUUGGGAAAUGCUUGUUGCUCAGAGUUAGAUAAGAAGAUCAAUACCACUCUCCUGUCUGUGUGAUGUGAAGUUUGCGGCAGGCAGCCGGAUGGCUUAGCUUAGCAGAAAGACUAGGCAGUCUGCUUAAACAUCCUCCUCCCAAAAAGAACUGUGUCUCAUUCUAACAUAUUAACAUUAUAUUUUGUGGAGUA